GUUCUAGUAGUAUUGUAUAAAAGUUUAGAGAAAAAAAAGAGAGAGAGAGAAGAAAAAACCACUUGUGAGAUGUAUAUCCAUAUCUCACAACACUCCGUUUAGAACACCUCUCCCCAAUAAGUAUCAAAAUGUGUCUCUGUGUGUGUGUGUGUGUGUGUUUUUUUUUUUUUUGGUUGUUGUUGUUGUUUAGAGAGCCACAAGGGCAGGUGAUGAGAAUCGAUUCCAAAAUCUCUUGAAAUCGAGAGAGGAGCUUUAAGUCUCUAACCACUUGAGUUAUCCCUCACUCUUAAUAUCAAAAUAAUAUACUACCAAACAAUUUAUUUGACCGGACAACUCAAUAACUCAUCAAUCUUCGUAGGCCCAAUAUAAUUUCCGGGUUAUAUAGGCCACAUACCAAGAUUUUCUAUCAAUCUUUCACCAUAUAUAAAUACAACAUACUAGUAUUCAUAAUACUAAAGUAAGACAAAAUAAAUUUAGAUAAUAAUGGAAAAUACCACACAAAAAUGUAGAGCUCAUAUUCUAGCUGUGCCUUAUCCCAGUCAAGGACAUAUAUGUCCCAUGCUACAAUUUUGUAGACGUCUAGUCUCCAAAGGUGUUAAAGCAUCUCUAGCCAUCACUAACCACAUCUCCACCACCCUAAACCCUGAACCCGAUGACCAUGUUAGCCUCGUAACCAUCUCUGAUGGAUACGACGAUGGUGGUUUCUCCAGGGCAGAUAGUGUUGCAGCCUACCUUGCCAACCUUGAGGUUGCCGGGUCCCAAUCCCUAGGGACUCUUAUUGAGGAACGUGUUGGUACGUACGACUCUAUAAAUUGUGUAGUGUAUGAUGCAUUUUUACCGUGGGGUCUAAAUGUUGCUAAGAAAUAUGGACUACUAGGGGCUUCUUUUUUUACCCAAGCAUGUGGGGUGAACUAUAUGUAUUAUUUGAUUUAUCAUGGGAAGUUUACCAUGCCGGUUGCUACACCACCGGUGGAUAUUCAACGACUGCCUCCGUUAGAUGUCGGUGACUUACCGUCGUUUGUGGGCUCACCGGAGUCUUACCCGGCUUACCUAGAGUUGGUUUUGAACCAAUAUACUAACUUGGGUAAUGCUGAGUUUGUGCUUGUCAACACUGUCUAUGAGUUGGAGGAUGAGGUAGUUGAUGUAAUGUCCAAAGAGUAUCCAUUGCUAACAAUUGGACCGACAAUUCCAUCCUUUUACGUAGACAAACGAAUUCCACAUGACAAAAUAUAUGGCCUAAGUCUCUACCCCACUGACCCUACUCCUAUCACCAAUUGGUUAAGCACCAAGUCACCAAAGUCGGUGGUUUACGUCUCAUUUGGUAGCAUGGCAUGUCUAACAAAGGCUCAAACUGAAGAAUUAGCAUGGGGGUUUAAACAAAGCAAAUACCACUUCUUGUGGGUGGUUCGAGCUUCCGAGGAGCACAAGCUUCCAAAGGGCUUUGCUGAUGAGGUAGCCGCAAAAGGCCUAAUUGGUAGAUGGUGUCCACAACUAGAGGUACUCUCUAGUGAGGCAAUUGGGUGUUUCUUUACUCAUUGUGGUUGGAACUCGACACUAGAGGCAUUGGUUAUGGGCGUCCCUUUGAUAGGGAUGCCACUAUGGACCGACCAACCUAUGGUUGCUAAGUUUGUUGAGGAUGUGUGGAAAGUAGGAAUAAGAGUGAAGGUCAACAAGGAAGGGCUUGUAAGAAGAGAGGAAAUUGUGGAACGUAUAAUUGAAGUUAUGGAAGAAAAAAGGGUGGAGUUCAUUGAAAAUGUUAAGAAAUGGAAGCAUAUGAUGAAAAAAGCAAUUUCUAAAGGUGGAUCUUCUGAUAGGAACAUUGAUGAGUUCGUAUCCAAAAUCACAAGGUCGUAAUAAUGAUAUGGUUGAGUUAAUUUAUAUUGCUAAAAAAUAAGUACUUUCACGGCGCUGUUCACUUCAGCUUAAAAAUAUAAUAUUCAGUAGAAAUAAGUUUAGUUCAGUAAAAAAUAACUUUAAUUAUGUAUAAAUAAUUUCAGUUCAUUAAAAUUCAUUAAGUUUUAUUAAGAAAUAUAAUACAAAAUCAAUAAAAAAAUAAUUUCAGUUUAGCAAAAAUAGUUUCAAUUUAGUAAUAUAAUUUCAGAUCAACAAAAAUAAGGUGAAGUUAAUAUGGCCGUAUUAUUUAUAAUUUAUUAUCUUGUCAUUAGCAAAUAUGUUUGUAUACGGAUUAAGUCACAUUAAUAUAUUUCAUGUAAUGUCAAUCUAAAUAUGUAUAUAUUUCAUAUGAUGAUUAUUUAAGCUCAAAUCUCAAUGGUAUACAAAUUCGAUCACUUAAUUGUUAAUUCUUCUACUUCUUCCGUUCUUUUUUACUUGACUCACUUUGACUUUUACACUAU
Messenger RNA from Chenopodium quinoa (quinoa), 2354 nucleotides. RefSeq names its product UDP-glycosyltransferase 74F2-like. Gene Ontology annotation, molecular function: UDP-glycosyltransferase activity. Lineage: Eukaryota; Viridiplantae; Streptophyta; Magnoliopsida; Caryophyllales; Amaranthaceae. The transcript is spliced from 2 exons. The coding region runs from base 484 to 1854 and encodes 456 amino acids. The record is from RefSeq and is a predicted model, not a curated record.